UGCAAAUUGUUGCGUAUACUAUUUGUUUGUAUAAUUUAAUUCUCGUUGCCCUUGCUCUUGACAAAAUGUUUAAAGAGUGGCGCAAUGCAAGGCACAAGCGCCAGCAACAACAGCAACAUCAAACGCGACAACAAAGACUAAAGCAGCUGCAACGUCGCAUGCUCGAUAGAGAGACGCAGAUUGUGUUUGUCUACGACACAGAGUGUCUGAAGGAUGAAGCAGAUGAUCCCAUCUCAGCAGUGCUUUACUUUCAUCCCAGCUGGGUGUCGGAUACACAGAAGGUGGCGCUCUGUGGACAGCUCAUGGGCACCUCCUAUUUUCUCAAGGAUUGCUUCUUCAAGCCACGCAUCAUAGCAUUGCAAAAUGGCAAAUUCGUGCUUAGGGAAUUGGGACGCUUUAUCCUGGCUGUGGGCACAGAUCGCAACAUUCCGGAUCAUCUGCUGGAGAGCCGUGCGGAUGUGUUAGGCUCGUUGCUCAAGUUUUUUCAUCGCGAUCUGCAGACUUUGUACGAACUCCCUGGUCGCAAUCUCUGCGAGAGAUUAUAUCAUAUUUUCGAUACAUAUCUACCCAUGCUAAAUGACACGAUGACCUUUGAAGAUGUUCCCAAGUUACGCAUGCCCAAGACCGCUAGCCAUAUCUAUCUGGAGGCCAUACAGACACUUCAGAGCUGUCAGCAGACACGGGGCGUUCUCGCCGGUGCGAUACUCUACCACAACAAAGUUGUUGCUACACAACUGGGCGAUGUUAUCACCAAGCAGCUGGUUCUAACGGAGCCACGUUAUGUGCGUAGCACCGCCGAGCAGCUGAACUUGCAACAGUUCCACAUACCACAUGGCGUGCAAAUGUUUGCGGUUUAUCUGGAUCGGCAGCAGUACCGCAAGCUCAGCUCCCAGGCACAACGCGCGCAGAAUCUGCACACGCAGACAUCGCAGCUGACGUCCAGUGGUUUGCCCUUUCAGUAUGCUAAGCGCAAGUUGAAGCGCGACAAGUCGUUGAUUUUCAGUCACAUACCAGAGGAGGAGCAGUCGUCCACAGGCACAGAAGAAGAAGGAGCAGCAGCAGCAGCAGCAGCCACAGCCACAGCCAAAGUGGAGCUGCCAACGGCGCGUCCCAAGUCUAUGCGUCCCACUCACUUGCCGCUGCGUUUGAAGAGUCUGCAUAGCAAGGAUAUACCCGAGUCGGGCAUAGCAUCGAUUAACUUUGACGAAACAGAUUCGUAUCCGGAGUUUAUUGGACGCACCAGUGUCUGCAAUACGCCCAUGACCGAGAACAAAGUGUUGCCGGUGGCCAGCGUCAUGUCUAUUUGUGCCAAUCCCGAUGAGCAGCAGGGCGAUGCGCAUAAUUCAAAUGGCAAGACAGCAAGUGAAGUGACAACGGUGAAUUCGGGCUCCUCCUCCGGAUCCCAGCGCAGUUCGAUCAAGAAAGAUGUUGAAAGGUUCUUCCACAACUUUAUUGGCACGCCCAGCAAGCAGGAGCAACGUCGCAAGUCCUCAGCUGACUUGCAGGAUGCACUGCGUGCCGUCUCCAAGAAACUGGGCCAUAUGGCGGUUGGCUUAAAGACGGACGUGAAUCGAAAUGGCGAAGCGGAUAGCUUAGAUGUCUCGCCGGAUUAUGUAGAGAAUGAUGAGGAUGAGCGCACCAGCUCCAACACCAUUAGCGAUCCCACCUAUCCGGUGUUUAACAUACAUGGCAAGCAGAUCUCACGCAACUUGUUCGAGCAGUUUGUGGACCAGUAUCGCCGGCUCUAUGGCGCUGCCAGUGAGCAGGCUGCUGAGGAUGAGGAGUUGGCAGCACUGGUGGUCGAAUUCGCCGAGUUCACCAAGGAGAUAACACAGCUGGAGGAGGACAUGCGUAAAAAGGCGGCGGAAAUGGAUGCAGCCGAUGGGAAUCUCAACAAAUCAGCCGCAAAGACGCCGCAGGACAAGCGCUCUAUGUGUCUGCCGCUCAAACCAGCAGGCGAACCUACCGCGGAGUUUACAUAUACAAAGCGUCUGCCGGCGCAGACCGUGCCCCUAACACCGCUUAUGGCUAAGCUCUCAGUGCUGGCGAUGACCGAAACGCCCAUUGAGAUAGAAACACCAGUCGCCAGCGUCAAAAGCUUGUCACGCCGCAACUCACUGAAGUGCGAGGAUGCAGUCGAUGCACUGGCUGUUUACACCCAGCCCACCAGCUUUGCCAGCAGAUUCGUAGACGAUGGAAUGCAGCGCGCAGAGCUUUACAUAUGCGGGCAGCAGAACAUGACGCUGCUGCUGCUCAUGGAGGAAGGCGCCUGUCAACAGCAGCCCAUUGUCCAAAAAAUGUUUGAUAUUUGUGUGUCCAAGUUUCCACACAUGGAAGCUCAGUUGAGUCAAACGCUCAAUGUCAAUUUGGAGGGCGAUCAGCGUGAUGGCGGCGACUACAGCUUUGUAUGCGUUGAUUCCCAAUGGGAGUGCCGGCAGCGCAAUGGGCCCUGGAUUCCAUUGGACCUAAGGACGCUGGAGUGCAUGCAUCACGAUCUGCAGGUGUCCAACAGCCAACUCACCGAUUUGACAUUGCGCUCGCAGGACACCGUCUUCUAUGGCUACAAGUGUGGACGCACAGAGUUCUUCUACAAGGAGCCCACACAUCAGAUUAAUGGCAUACCACCGCCCUCGGAUCCUGUCGGCAGCAUAAAGAAGCGCGCAAGGUCUCGACUCGAGCGUGAUUAUUCCUACAUGCUAUUGUAAUGUGUAAACUAAACUACUCUGCAUACAAAUACUCGCAUGAAUAGCCAAACAAAGAUUAAUGAAAUAGUAGCUUAAAUGUCCAUAAAUGUUAUAUGGGAAUAACACAGCAUGUAGAUGUUUUCCCUUUGCCAAUUAAAUGCCAUCCGUUUUAACUGUAACUUACUUUGCCAUCCCGCUCUCGCUGCCUGUGUGCACCGCUUGCCGUGCAAUACUUUUUGUUUAAACAAUUUUCAACUUUUUACUCAAGUCAAUAUAAAAUAUUGGCCAUACUCGCGUCUGUGCACACAGCAGUUUUUAAAGAACAUAAGUUUAAGCAUUUCGUAUUUCAUUUACAUUCCUUGAGCUUAAGUAGCAAUUGUUAAAAGCAUUUUCAUUUGCAUUAAAUCGUUGUUUACACUUUAAUUUAUUUAGUAUUUAGUUAUUUAGCAAUGUAUUUUAGUUUCGAUACGUAUUUUGACGUGCCAAUUUAUAAGCAAAAUGCUAAUAUUAUACUCAAUAUAUGUGUCUAUAUAUGCAUAUGAAUGUUUUUGUGCAUAUAUUUUAGCAAAUGUGCAAUAUAAAC
This is a messenger RNA of Drosophila busckii, 3267 nucleotides long. RefSeq lists its product as uncharacterized. The transcript is spliced from 7 exons. Bases 66 to 2705 code for a protein of 879 amino acids. The record is from RefSeq and is a predicted model, not a curated record. Lineage: Eukaryota; Metazoa; Arthropoda; Insecta; Diptera; Drosophilidae. Gene Ontology annotation, biological process: vesicle-mediated transport.